AUGGCUAUAGAAUACAUCAUCUGCUAUAUCGGCGUCUUCAUACUCGCUAUCCUCGGCAGCUACUAUAACAGCAUCUUCCUUGCCUUGCUACAGGAAGUGCACAGCUUAGAGCAUUGGAACCCUUAUUAUGAAACAGAUGAUGAGGAUGAUGGAAGUGACGAGGAUGACGACUCUGCCGGAAGUGAUGAUGAUGAAUCGGAUGACGAAGGCUAUUCUCCUGGGUUGAGUGCAUGCGAAAUAAAUAAACAUUUUCAGAAACAAAAGCUUUUUUAG
Fusarium proliferatum ET1 is the source of this 273-nucleotide messenger RNA. RefSeq lists its product as uncharacterized. Bases 1 to 273 code for a protein of 90 amino acids. The record is from RefSeq and is a predicted model, not a curated record. Lineage: Eukaryota; Fungi; Ascomycota; Sordariomycetes; Hypocreales; Nectriaceae. The transcript has 3 exons.